This is a messenger RNA of Leptopilina heterotoma, 2485 nucleotides long. Its product is annotated as DDB1- and CUL4-associated factor 11. Bases 284 to 1819 code for a protein of 511 amino acids. The transcript has 10 exons. Lineage: Eukaryota; Metazoa; Arthropoda; Insecta; Hymenoptera; Figitidae. Gene Ontology annotation, cellular component: Cul4-RING E3 ubiquitin ligase complex. Gene Ontology annotation, biological process: proteasome-mediated ubiquitin-dependent protein catabolic process. The record is from RefSeq and is a predicted model, not a curated record. Gene Ontology annotation, molecular function: protein binding.
CAGUUGUGCUUAGGCCUUAAAAUAUACACAUAACCAAAAAUUUCAGAUAGGAAUUAAAUUUUUCUUCCUUUAUUUAAAAAAAUAUUUGUGUUUAAUUUGAGAUUAAUUAAAGUUUAUCACAAUUAAUAUUAAAAAAUUUACUUUUAAAAAGUACCUUUUAAAAAUUCAUCUUUUCCUUUAAUUAUUAAAUCGUGAUUGACAUAUGACAAUAUAUUAUAAAGUUUAAGAAACUUUUCUUUAAAAACAAAAUAUACAUAUAUAUAUAUAUAUUAGUUGAAAUCAUAUGGGUGCCAGCAAUUCCCAUGAAAUGGAUUAUUAUCAAGAACCAGCGUGGGCUGCAAUAUUGCAGUAUUUAAUACAAAGUGGUCAAGUUCAUAUUAUUUCAGAGGAACAUGAUGACUCUGAUGAAUAUUCUACUGCGAGACCUCCUCGCGUUGCUAGUCGACCAAAUACUUCUAGACUCGAUAAAAGUGAAAUUAGUCUGACGACAAAAGAGGCUUGUGGAGUUGGAGAUAAAGUUUCUGGUGGUAGUGGUGGUGGUGGUGGUGGUCUACCAAUGAUGUUACAGAGAAGAGAAUUAGGCUCAACUUUUAGUUGUGGACAAAGAUGUAAAAUUUCAAGCAAUUAUUUGCCGAAUAGAAUGGACCAAGUCGCAAAAUAUAGUAGUAAAGCAUUUUGUGGUUCUUAUUCAACGGAUGGAAAGUUCUUUCUUACAGCUUGUCAAGAUAAAUACCUUAGGUUAUAUAAAACUGAUAAUGGAGAGUUCACAGAAAUUAAAAAAAUAUCAGCUCGAGAUGUGGGAUGGAGCAUUUUAGACACAGCAUUCAGUCCUGAUGGAAAUUACAUUGUAUAUUCUAGUUGGUCGGAAAAUCUUUACAUGUGUCCAAUUUUUGGAGACUCAAAUACACAAGAAACUCUUUAUCUAUCACCAUUGGAGCGCAGAUUUUGUAUAUUUUCCUUAGUAUUUUCAAGUGAUGGUCGUGAGAUACUGUGUGGUGGAAAUGAUGGCUUUCUCUACGUCUACGACAGGGAAUGCCAACAGCGUGUUCUUAGGAUUGAAGGACAUGAAGACGAUGUAAAUAGUGUCUCCUUUGCAGAUAAUACUUCACAAAUUCUUUACAGUGCAGGAGAUGAUGGAUUGUGUAAGGUGUGGGACAGAAGGAUGUUGAGUGAAAAUGAUCCACAUUCUGUAGGAAUCCUCGCAGGUCAUAUGGAUGGAAUAACAUUUAUAGAUCCACGAGGAGAUGGUAGACAUUUACUAACGAAUAGUAAAGAUCAAACCAUUAAAUUGUGGGACGUUCGUGCCUUCUCGGAUCAUAAUGGUGAAAUGAAUACAAAGAAAGCAGUGGCUAAUCAAAAUUGGGACUACAGAUGGCAAAGAGUUCCCAAAAGAUUGUACAAAACAAAAAAUAUGUUGGACGGGGACACAAGCAUUAUGACAUAUCGAGGACACACAGUUCUUCAAACUUUAAUUCGUUGUCAUUUUUCUCCAGCACAUACAGGACAAAGAUACAUUUACACUGGUUGCGGCUCAGGUCGUGUCAUCAUUUAUGAUGUUUUAACUGGAGGUAUUGUUAAAUCUCUAAAUGGACACAAAAGUUGUGUACGUGACGUAAGUUGGCACCCGAAUUAUCAAGAAAUCAUUUCUACAUCGUGGGAUGGAGGAAUAGGAAGAUGGCGAUACAGUGGUAAAUCAGUUUCCCUAGAUUUUCCAGAUUGUGAGGAAGAUAGUAGUGAUAUAGAAUCAUCUCAACCGCGAACUUUGCGUCGUAGUCAACGCAUUGCAGCUCAAAAAGCGAAAAAUACAACUACUUGUUAGGAAAAAUCAACUAAGAAUCUCUACAGAGUUUUGAGAUCCUUUUAAAAAAUCAACUUGGGAUGUAAAAGAAGAAGAACUACAAAAGACUGUUUUUGUUUCAGUUAAAUUAUUUAAAGACAUUUCAUGUUGUUAAGAAAGUAUAUACAAAGAUAAUUAGUUUUCAUUUUUUAAUAUAAAAAAUGUUUGAAACGAUUUUAAAUAACUUUAAUUAUAUAAGCGUAUAAACAAAAUAUUUAUAAUUAGUCAUUUUCAUCUACAGUUUCCUACUUAAAUUAUCAAAUACUAUUUUAUAAUUGAUGCUUUAUUAAUUUUCAAUACAAUACAUAAUAAAAAUUGAAGGUUGUAAACUUUAGUCUACUUGAAUAAUUUUUUUUCAAAUUUCAUUAAGGUGAUUAUAAUUUUGUAAAUAGAAUCUCGAAUUUUUUUGGAGAAAAAAUAUUCAUUGUAGUGAAAAUUUUCAGUUUCUUCAUUUAUUAAAAAAAAAUGUUGAAACCAAUAAUGAUGAUUCGACGAAAUUAGUAUUAUAUAGUAACAUUUUAUCCUCCAAGCGGACAUAAAAAUUUAAUUUUAGUUAAUGAAACAGGUACAUAUAAAAUGGACAUUUGUGAUAAUUAUAAUGGUAUUAUAAUAACUCUAUUAAAAAUACGACACAUAUAUUUAUAAAAA